This is a messenger RNA of Lytechinus variegatus (green sea urchin), 955 nucleotides long. RefSeq names its product testis-specific serine/threonine-protein kinase 1-like. Gene Ontology annotation, biological process: protein phosphorylation; intracellular signal transduction; microtubule cytoskeleton organization. NCBI's taxonomy places the organism in Eukaryota, Metazoa, Echinodermata, Echinoidea, Temnopleuroida, Toxopneustidae. Gene Ontology annotation, cellular component: cytoplasm. The record is from RefSeq and is a predicted model, not a curated record. Gene Ontology annotation, molecular function: tau-protein kinase activity; protein serine/threonine kinase activity; ATP binding. The transcript has 4 exons. Bases 1 to 840 code for a protein of 279 amino acids.
AUGGAAACAAAGCCUCCGGCGACGGACAGUGGCAAAUUCAUGGCUGGCACAACAUCGGUUCGGAGAGUUAUAAAUGAAGAAGUCAUGUUAAACAAAAAAGGGUAUACUCUUGGAUUAAUGUUAGGUGAGGGGUCAUAUGCUGCCGUCUACUCAUGCCAACUGAGCAACAAUAGAGGAAAGUGCGCCAUUAAAAUUAUCAACAGGAAGAAGGCUCCAAAAGAUUUUCUUGAAAAAUUUCUUCCACGAGAAAUCAAAAUUUUGAGUAAAGUACAGCACAGAAAUAUCGUCAAAUGUUUUGAAAUAUUUGAUACUGGGAAUAAGGUCUAUAUGGUGCUUGAGUUGGCCGGACAUGGUGAUAUGUUAGAAUACAUCAAGCUCAGACGAUCCUUAACCGAAGAAAAGGCGCGCUCAUUUUUUCGUCAAAUGGUGGAUGGAGUUGCUUAUCUGCAUAGCUUAAAUGUAGUGCACAGGGAUUUGAAAUGUGAAAACAUUUUGCUGGAUGCAGCGAACACCAUUAAAAUAUCUGACUUUGGUUUCGCACGCUUCAUGGAGCCGCAAGAUCUCAGCAAGACGUACUGUGGCAGUGCAGCUUAUGCUGCUCCAGAAAUAUUAAAAGGAAACAUGUAUAAUGGUAAGGCAUACGACGUAUGGAGUUUGGGAAUUAUUCUGUACAUCAUGGUAUGCGGGACAAUGCCUUUUGAUGAUUCUAAUAUCAAACGGAUGAUUAAAGACCAAAUGGAUCAGAGACUUUGCUUCACGAAAAAGAAAGAACUUACCUUACUCUUUAAAGAUGUCAUUCUGGCUGUUCUCCAACCUGCUGCAGAAAGGAGGUUAGUUUGAUAUAUCAAGGCAAUAUAGAUAAUCAUAUCAAGUCAAUAUAGAUGAUCAUAUCAAGGCAACAUAGAUGAUCAUAUCAAGGCAAUAUUGAUAGAUGAUCAUAUCAAGGCAAUAUAGA